AUGUCGUCGACCUCUCCGUCGAAGGAGCCCGAGGUGGACGCCGAAGCGCAAUCGGGCGAAGACCACGACCAGCAGAUGGAUAAGGAACAAGAUCUGCAAGGCCAGGGCCAUCCCGAUUUCGAGGUGAAAGAGCAGGAUCGGUGGCUUCCGAUUGCAAACGUCGCGCGUAUUAUGAAGCUCGCUCUCCCCGAAAACGCGAAAAUCGCAAAAGAAGCCAAGGAGUGCAUGCAGGAAUGCGUGAGCGAGUUCAUCUCGUUCAUCACCAGCGAAGGUAGCUAUUUUAUCCCCACCUUUUUCAUGAUCAGUUCUAACUUUAACUGUUUCGCAGCUUCGGAAAAGUGCCAGCAGGAGAAACGCAAGACCGUCAACGGCGAAGAUAUUUUGUUUGCGAUGACCUCCCUUGGCUUUGAGAACUAUGCCGAGGCCCUCAAGAUCUAUCUGUCCAAGUACCGCGAGACCCAAUCCGCGCGAGGUGAUAACCAGAACAGGCCCGCUAGCAGUGGUUAUGGCGCCGGUGGUCCUGCUCAGGGUCGCCCAGGAGCGCCGGGUUUCCCCGAAGGCCCAGAUAGUGCAAACAACAUCUUGAACCCCAACAUGGACCCUUCGGAGCAGGAUCCCUCCGCGUAUGGUUACCCGCCGAUGGUCGGUCAGCCCCACAAUGGGGCCGGCGGAGAGUCCUACUAA
Molecule: messenger RNA, 684 nt
Organism: Penicillium riverlandense
Lineage: Eukaryota; Fungi; Ascomycota; Eurotiomycetes; Eurotiales; Aspergillaceae
Product: nuclear transcription factor Y subunit beta
Exons: 3
Coding region: 1-684 (227 amino acids)
Biological process (GO): regulation of transcription by RNA polymerase II
Cellular component (GO): CCAAT-binding factor complex
Molecular function (GO): protein heterodimerization activity; RNA polymerase II cis-regulatory region sequence-specific DNA binding; DNA-binding transcription activator activity, RNA polymerase II-specific
Source: RefSeq, a predicted model, not a curated record